This is a messenger RNA of Pseudophryne corroboree (corroboree frog), 3474 nucleotides long. RefSeq names its product phosphatidylinositol binding clathrin assembly protein (gene PICALM). NCBI's taxonomy places the organism in Eukaryota, Metazoa, Chordata, Amphibia, Anura, Myobatrachidae. Bases 275 to 2491 code for a protein of 738 amino acids. Gene Ontology annotation, cellular component: clathrin-coated vesicle; extrinsic component of presynaptic endocytic zone membrane; clathrin-coated pit. Gene Ontology annotation, molecular function: phosphatidylinositol-4,5-bisphosphate binding; clathrin heavy chain binding; 1-phosphatidylinositol binding. Gene Ontology annotation, biological process: clathrin-dependent endocytosis; synaptic vesicle budding from presynaptic endocytic zone membrane; clathrin coat assembly. The record is from RefSeq and is a predicted model, not a curated record. The transcript has 24 exons.
CCGUGAGACCCCGCCCCCGCUGGAGAUGUCCGCCCCCCGGUCACGUGACGGGCGCCGGGCUCUCUGCCUCUCACGGAUCUGAGGUGGAGCUGAGCCGCCAUUUUCCCCCAGCAGCUCCCGUUCCCUGACACCCCGCGCCGCACGGCGGGCAGCUCGGGCUGACAGUGCGACUCUGUGCCCCGGGCCUCCAUGCUCAGGUGUGCGGCAGGCGGCUAGGUGACACCGGCUCGCCCCCUCCUCCUUUCUCCGUGUCAUACACCAGCCCGGAGUCGCCAUGUCCGGCCAGAGCAUCACGGACCGCAUCACGGCGGCGCAGCACAGUGUCACCGGCUCCGCCGUCUCCAAGAUCGUCUGCAAGGCCACCACCCACGAGAUCAUGGGCCCCAAGAAGAAGCACCUGGACUAUUUGAUCCAGUGCACGAAUGAGAUGAAUGUCAACAUCCCACAGCUGGCGGACACUUUAUUUGAGAGAACGACCAACAGUAGCUGGGUGGUGGUCUUCAAGUCUCUCAUUACAACUCAUCACCUGAUGGUAUACGGCAACGAGCGCUUUAUCCAGUAUCUGGCCUCACGGAAUACAUUGUUCAAUUUGAGCAAUUUCUUGGACAAAAGUGGGCUACAAGGUUAUGACAUGUCUACGUUUAUUAGACGGUAUAGCCGGUACCUGAAUGAAAAGGCUGUGUCCUACAGACAAGUUGCUUUUGACUUCACCAAAGUAAAACGAGGGGCUGACGGGGUGAUGAGAACAAUGAACACAGAGAAAUUACUAAAGACCAUGCCCAUCAUACAGAACCAAAUGGACGCCCUGCUCGAUUUCAAUGUAAAUGCCAACGAGCUGACAAAUGGCGUCAUUAAUGCUGCUUUCAUGCUGCUCUUCAAAGAUGCCAUCAGACUGUUUGCUGCGUACAACGAAGGGAUAAUUAAUCUUCUAGAAAAAUAUUUUGACAUGAAGAAGAAUCAGUGUAAAGAUGGGCUGGAUAUUUACAAGAAGUUCCUGACCAGAAUGACCCGAAUCUCUGAGUUUCUGAAAGUAGCGGAGCAAGUCGGGAUUGACAGGGGCGAUAUACCCGAUCUUUCCCAGGCCCCAAGCAGUCUACUCGAUGCUUUGGAACAGCAUUUAGCCUCCCUGGACGGGAAGAAAAUCAAAGAUUCUACGGCAGCAAGCAGGGCAACCACACUUUCCAAUGCAGUCUCAUCCCUCGCAAGCACAGGACUAUCUCUCACUAGAGUGGAUGAAAGAGAAAAGCAAGCGGCACUGGAGGAGGAGCAGGCACGGCUAAAAGCUUUAAAGGAACAGCGUCUUAAGGAGCUCGCCAAAAAGCCUCACAACGCCUCUACCACCGCCUCCUCCCCCGUGUCUUCGUCAGCAGGCAGCAUAAACACCACAGCUGCAAUUGACCUUUUUUCAACACCUGGUUCCUUAAACAGCAGUUCCAAGCUGCCAAAUGACUUGCUUGACAUGCAGCCAAGUUUCCAGCCAGCUGUUCAUCCGCUGAGCACUGUACCACAAGUAGCAAGUACAUGGGGAGAUCCCUUCUCUUCUGAAGCUGCCGAUGAGUCCAUCCAAAAUCUAAAUCCUUUCCUCAGUAACCCUUGCGAUGGUGCCCAUCUGCCUGUUAUAACUGCUGACACAGCCAGUUACACAGCUAAGACUCCUAACCGUGACAUGUUUAUUGAUCAUGCCAAUCCUUUCUCUGCACCUGUCGCAUCUCAUAUGUAUGGGCGUGGAGUAGAUCCGUCUAGCUCAGCAGAUUCUUUCUGUGGGCCCCAAGUCUAUCACAAUGCGUCUCAUUUCCACGCUGAACCCUCUACCGUAGCCGGCCUAUAUGGAGGGUUUACACCAUCGCUAGCUGUUCAACCACAGACCUCUGGUGGCCUUAAUGUUGACUUUGACUCUGUUUUUGGCAAUAGAUCCCCCACUAACUUAAAUGUUGACUCUACUGGUUUUGAAGAUAUGGGCGGACUCCUCAAGCCGACUGUAGCUUCUCAUAAUCAGAGUCUUCCUUUAUCCAACAUCCCGCCCAACAAGCUGGUGUCAGAUGACUUGGACUCCUCUCUGGCCAACCUUGUGGGCAAUCUGGGCAUUGGCAAUGGAACAGCAAAGAAUGAUGUUCAUUGGAGUCUGCCCGGGGAGAAGAAACUAACAGGAGGGACCAAUUGGCAGCCGAAAUCGGCCCCAACCACAACCUGGAACCCUGCCACUCUGAAUGGCAUGCAUUUCUCACCAUACCAGACCCCACCGAUAAUGGCAUAUCCAGCUACAACGCCCACAGGGAUCUCUGCGUUUGGAAUGCCUACUCAGAUGGGACCUGUACCAGUAAUACCACAGCAAGCAUUAAUCUACAACCAGCCUGUUAUGAGACCACCUAAUCCUUUCGGCCCUGUAUCAGGAGCACAGUUAUCUGCAGCCUCCAGCCCAUCCAGUCAGAGCCCUCACGGAGUGUCCGGGAAGGACCCUUAUCCGUCGCUCUCUUUACAGGAUUUCUUGUAGGACCAUUUAGAUGCAGUUCAUGUAACCCAGCUGGACGGUAGCUCCCUUAGAGAAGGCUACGUAACAAAUCCUUACUUCCAAUCCAAUUGAAGCUGCUGAUGAUAAGCUCUACACUUCCACGUGAAUGGUACUAGAUGGAGCGAUGAGGCCGCCAGCUGUAUGGAGCAUCCCCAUAGAAGACAAGUGUGAGGGGACAAUCAGGUCUCCCAUUCCUUAGAGUGGUGGGACUACAGUAGAUUUCGGAGCGUGUACUGUAUUUGGCUAUGCUGUGUGAAGUGAAUGGGGGUUACGCAAAUACAGUCUCCCUGGGCACUACGUGGGAAGAUGGAAAUCCGCAGACCAUCUCACGUUCCUUUCUCCAGAUCUUUUCACCCGUAGACCGCAAUCGAGGUUAUCACUUUCUAUUACCCCCGCCACAUUUUUAAAUAUAUAUAUUCAGUUUGCAGUAGACAUUCCUUAUAUGUAUUAUUUGUAUUUAUUUAUAAUUAUCAUUACAAUUAAUGUAUCACAACCUUAUGAAAUAUGUAUGGAUGUAUACAGGUUUUUACAUUUUUUAUUUUUUAUUUUGAAGAAGUGAUUCCAUACUACGGUCUAAAUAUUUUAAGUAAUGUCCGUAUACCGCUUAGGGGGAGGAGACGGGUAAUUCAGUAAGCCUGGGUCUUAUUGAGCUGCGUCUAAUGGACAAUAAGAUAUAAGUUCCGUGCUGCUUUUAUUCCUGAUAAUUCCGAUAGUGAGACGUGUGCCUAGGAUUCUGCAAAGGGGGGGCGGAGAAUGGGGGUAACUGAUUAGAGAUGAGCACUACAUUUUUCAAUCUGAAAGUUAAGAAGAAAUGUAUUGCUUCAGGCUUGGUAGAAUAUCAUUUUACAUUUGAAAUGUUAAUUUGCCUUUUAAAAGAAAAGAAAAAAAAACGAGAUAAAAAUUAAUGUGAGGAAUUGCUUUCAUUGUAUAAUUUCCUUUUUAAACCUGUGAGGUUUGGGGGGGGU